AUGGGAAAACAGAUAACUUUUGUUAGUGGAUAUGUUCAACAAGAUGAAUUAUUUAUGGGAACGUUAACAGUUAAAGAACAUUUAAUUAUACAAGCAAGACUUCGACUUGUUGGAAGUACUGAAAGACAAAUUAAAAAGCGUGUUUCUGAGAUUCUAAACGAUUUGGGACUUCAUUCUUGUCGACAUGCCCGAAUUGGUAGCCGUGGAAUAAAAAAGGGAAUAUCUGGAGGAGAGGCUAGACGUUUACUUUUUGCUUGUGAAUUGUUAAGUAAUCCACAAAUAAUUUUUGCUGAUGAACCUACAACUGGAUUAGAUUCUUCUAUGGCAGAAAGUGUAAUUAAUGUAAUGAAAAAAUUGGCACAAUCUGGAAGAACUGUUAUUUGUACAAUUCAUCAACCUUCUUCUACAAUUUAUAGACAAUUUGAUAUGGUUAGUUGGGAGAGUUUUAUUUUUCAUUCAAAACUAGGUUCUUUUCCUUCUGAUCCCAAAAAUAUCCUAGAUUUCUAUCCAAUUUUAUGUCUUUUUAAGAUCCCUCUUUCUUCCCUUAUAUUUAAAAUCCUUUUGAUGAAUAUGACUUGCUACCAAAACUUGUGGCUUUUUGAGAGACUUCCUUCCUCCUCUGAAGACCCUUUCCUCCUUGAAGACAUCUUUAACCUUUCCAAUGUGAGUUCGCGGGCUAUUUUUUCCCUUCCUCGAAAACCCUUUCUUCCUUUACCCCUCCCAAUGGCCUUUGGGACCUUGACCCUUCCCAUAAACCCUUUUGGGAAGUAUUUAACGUUUAAUCUUUUUUUCUACCUUUAG
Messenger RNA from Meloidogyne enterolobii, 801 nucleotides. The record is from the annotation of a GenBank genome assembly. Lineage: Eukaryota; Metazoa; Nematoda; Chromadorea; Rhabditida; Meloidogynidae.